This is a messenger RNA of Funneliformis caledonium, 457 nucleotides long. The record is from the annotation of a GenBank genome assembly. NCBI's taxonomy places the organism in Eukaryota, Fungi, Glomeromycota, Glomeromycetes, Glomerales, Glomeraceae.
AUGAUUUUACCGGAUACCAUCAUCUCGGACGAUAAUGAUCAUCACUUUUUCUACCAAUGUUUUGAAACAAAUUAUUAUGUUACCUGUAAAUUAUAUCCAUCUUCUUUAAUCAUAAGUAUAUUGAACAAGGAGUUGUAUGGAAUUAAUAUUGAUUUAAAUAAUUUAAAAGAUUUCAUAGGCAACAAGUCGUCAAUUUCUCUAACUCAAAAGUUAUAUCUUGAAAAUAAUCUGAGGAACAUCCUUCCUUUACAUCUUUCAAAACAUCCGAUCCCUGAUGAUGAAUUGAGAUUAAAUUCUGAUGGAAAUGUGAAUCAAAUUUUUGAUGAAUAUGAGGACGUUUCUGAAGAUGAUGAUCCUUUGAGUCCACAACAACAAAUUGAUUUCGAUUUCGAUCACAUUCAACAAUAUUAUAAUAGAAUGAUGACACAAGAUGUUAAUCUAAAUUGUAAUGACGAUG